Messenger RNA from Bufo bufo (common toad), 981 nucleotides. RefSeq names its product olfactory receptor 6C70-like. The coding region runs from base 1 to 981 and encodes 326 amino acids. Gene Ontology annotation, cellular component: membrane. The transcript has a single exon. Lineage: Eukaryota; Metazoa; Chordata; Amphibia; Anura; Bufonidae. Gene Ontology annotation, molecular function: G protein-coupled receptor activity; olfactory receptor activity. Gene Ontology annotation, biological process: G protein-coupled receptor signaling pathway. The record is from RefSeq and is a predicted model, not a curated record.
AUGUCACCACAAGCUCAACAGAUGUCUGUGGAUAUGAUUCAUGUCAACCAAACAAAAUUUAUUCUGGUUGGUUUUACACUUGGUCCUAGUGCACAGAACAUUGUAUUCUUACUGUUUUUUGUACUUUACUUGAUAUCUCUGAUUGGAAACUUGUCAAUUAUUACUGCUGUCUGGUUGGACAAGCGCCUCCAUACUCCCAUGUAUUUCUUCCUCAGCAGCUUGGCUUUUUUAGAUAUUUGGUUCAUAUCAUCCACAGUCCCUAAAUUGCUCAUGAUACUUGCUUACAACAGCAAAAUCAUUUCUAUAUCUGGUUGUAUCCUGCAGUUGUAUUUCUAUGUAUCAUUAGGUACUAUCGAAUUUUAUCUUUUAGCUGUGAUGUCAGUGGAUCGUUAUGUAGCAAUUUCUCAUCCAUUGAGGUAUCAUUCAAUCAUUACGAACAAGGUCUGUCUUUCGUUAGUGUUAAUAUCCUGGGUAUUUGGAUUUAUUACUUUUAUCUAUCCCACAAUGUUAAUGUUUGGUUUGUCUUUCUGUGGUCCAUAUGAGAUCAAUCAUUUCUUCUGUGAUAGUUCAGCAGUUGUAAAGAUAAGUUGCUCUGAUAUACAUCAGUUUGAUAUGGUUUUUGCCAGCUUUGCCUCAGCUGUGAUUUUGGGUUCUUUCUGUCUCACAUUAAUUUCCUAUUGUAAUAUUCUCUUUACCAUAUUAAUGAUACCCUCUAAAAGGGGAAAAAUCAAAGCUUUCUCAACUUGCGCCUCUCAUUUCACAGUGGUCUCAUUGGUUUAUGGCAGUGCCAUCUUUAUCUAUGUGCGACCAGUUGAGAGUUCCUCUCCUGACCUAAACAAAGUUGUUGCCCUUCUUAAUAGUAUCAUGACACCAGUGCUUAAUCCAUUUAUUUACACUUUGCGGAAUAGACAGGUCCAACAAGUCUUCAGGGAAAUAGGGAUGAAGUUUGUUCCUAAUAAAAGUUCCAUUCUACUAAAAUAA